Messenger RNA from Rosa rugosa (rugosa rose), 810 nucleotides. RefSeq lists its product as uncharacterized. Gene Ontology annotation, molecular function: 2 iron, 2 sulfur cluster binding; ferrous iron binding. Gene Ontology annotation, cellular component: mitochondrial matrix; cytoplasm. Gene Ontology annotation, biological process: intracellular iron ion homeostasis; iron-sulfur cluster assembly. NCBI's taxonomy places the organism in Eukaryota, Viridiplantae, Streptophyta, Magnoliopsida, Rosales, Rosaceae. The transcript is spliced from 3 exons. The record is from RefSeq and is a predicted model, not a curated record. Bases 72 to 581 code for a protein of 169 amino acids.
CUAUCCCCAUUCCCCACCCUGUCCUUCACAAAAUCGAAUCACCUGAAACGUUUCGCGAAGAAGAAAGAAGAAUGUUGAGGCUGGUAUCGAAGAGGCUGCUCCAAGGGUCCCGCGAGGCCCAGCUGCCGGCGGCCCUGACUCUGCCGCGUCUCUACCACGAGAGGGUGGUCGACCACUACGACAACCCCCGCAACGUCGGCUCCUUCGACAAAAACGACCCCUCCGUCGGCACCGGACUCGUCGGCGCACCCGCCUGCGGUGACGUCAUGAAGCUCCAGAUUAAGGUCGGCGAAGAUGGCAAGAUUACUGACGCCGUCUUCAAGACCUUUGGCUGUGGAUCCGCCAUCGCAUCCUCUUCCGUCGCUACUGAAUGGGUGAAGGGGAAGCAAAUGGAGGAGGUCCUGACUAUUAAGAACACGGAAAUUGCAAAACAUCUCUCUCUUCCUCCAGUCAAGCUACACUGCAGCAUGCUUGCUGAGGAUGCCAUCAAGGCAGCUGUUAAAGACUAUCAAACAAAGCUGGCUAAAUCAUCAAAUGGCAGCUCAGAGGCCUCACCUGUGGAGAAGGCUGCUAAUGCUUGAUUACUCUGUUAAAAUGAUGAUGAAAAAUAUUUUUCGUCCAGUUUUCUACCUGUUAUUGGUAGUUGCUACAAUAAUGGUUUUACUGGAUUAAACUAGCAUCACAUGUAUGUUCUUAAAUCCUGACUACCAAAAAAAAUAUGUAUCUUUCACAUUGUCUUAAAAGUUUUUUUUGUCAUAAACUCAUAAUGUAAAUUAUCUAUGAAGUAGGCUUCUGAUUUUUCUUUGGCGA